Spirometra erinaceieuropaei is the source of this 20410-nucleotide messenger RNA. The record is from the annotation of a GenBank genome assembly. Lineage: Eukaryota; Metazoa; Platyhelminthes; Cestoda; Diphyllobothriidea; Diphyllobothriidae.
AUGCCUUCCAGGAAGUCAGAUCGGCAGAAUAUACGUGUAGCCGUUCGUUCCAGGUUUAGCUUUUGUGUUGUUUCUAUCUUGCCAGGCCUCUUAAUGCAAAUGAGAUCGCAAAUGGAGAUCUCAACAUUGUUGAAUCAUGCAAAGACCAUAAAGUCACGUUACGAGAUAAAUCGACCUCGACCAGGUCGUAUGUUUUUGACAGGGUCUUCGGCCCACGAUCAAAGCAAGCAGAAGUUUAUAAUGAGAUGGUUGCACCUGCUGUACUGGAGGUCAUUGAGGGAUACAAUUGCACCAUUUUUGCGUGGGACGUUGCCAUUCCUUAAUUUUUUUACUUUAGAUACGGUCAAACUGGCACCGGAAAGACUUACACGAUGACAGGAGAACGGUCGGACGCCCUUAGGUAUACCUGGGAAAAUGAUCCCACUGCGGGGCUUGUGCCCAGAGCCUUAAAUCAGAUUUUCACUGUCUUGGAGUCUAUGGUUAGUGAACCUCAUUGUUUACUCUAGUGAAUAGAGCUGUGACUUCUCCAUUCGUGUUUCAUUUCUGGAGCUUUAUAACGAAGAGCUUUUCGACUUGCUUGCAUCGGGUGAGGACUGCAGUCGUUUAACUAUUUAUGAUGACUCAACACGAAAGGGAUCGGUGGUGGUCAAAGGCCUCAGGGAAGUUGCAGUUCUGAACAAGGAAGAGGUUUAUGAUAUCUUGGAAAGAGGACUCGCCCGACGUCAAACAGCCUGCACUCAACUUAAUGCCCAGUCUAGGUAUCGUUGUACAAUUUCUCUAUAUUUUUAGCCGUUCGCACUCCGUUUUUACUGUCACCGUUCACAUCAAAGAGAUCUGCCCUAAAGACGGAGAAGUUUUCCUCAAAAUAGGAAAACUAAAUUUAGUGGACUUAGCUGGAAGUGAAAACAUAGGUAGGUCUGGUGCUCUGGACAAGCGAGCUCGGGAAGCUGGGUCGAUAAAUCAAAGUCUUCUCACUCUGGGCCGUGUUAUAACUUGCCUCGUCGACCAUGCUCCGCAUAUCCCGUAUCGUGAGAGCAAACUGACGCGUUUGCUGCAGGUAAUGACACCUUACCUCAAACAACAUCAACAGGAUUCUUUGGGUGGUCGAACCAAGACUUCGAUAAUUGCUACAGUCAGUCCCGCGAACUCAUGUCUUGAGGAGACCUUGUCUACACUGGACUACGCCCACCGAGCGAAGAAUAUACAGAACCGACCCGAAAUUAACCAAAAACUAAACAAAAAGGAGCUGAUCAAAGGAUAUAAUGAAGAACUGGAACGUCUUAGGCGUGACCUGGAGGCUUCUCGUUCCAAAACUGGGAUCUUCAUCGAUGCCGAUAAUUACCAAGCCAUUCAGCUCCAAUUGAGCCAACAACGAUCAAGGAUAGAGUAAGUACUAUUUUUCGACUUCAGUGAACAAUUCCCAAAUGCUAAAAAAUAAUAUACAAGUCCCUAAAUGACUUCUAUAAAACGUUCUGAGUAGUCCGCCGGCAGUUACGGCCGGUAUUACUGUCUGGCAAAACACAAGUUGUCAGACUUGACGAAAAUACUUUGACCCAAACCCACUUCAAAUCCUCCCGUUGCUAACUCGUAGCUGAUCACCACGAAAACCUCUCAUUUUUAAUCUAGUCAACUUCUUUGGCAGCACUCUCAACAGUUCGCACAGAGCUUGGAAAUUUAAGCGCUGUGGUGCGCACGUCGCCCGAGUGUGGCUGUGGCCACAAGCUACCAGUUUCGAUAGGGAAGCUAUAAAGUAACCGAGCGGCUGGCAGCGACUGACAGCAGAAGUCUGCAAGUGCUAUUCAGCAGUAAUACCGAACUGGUUACACGACCUCAUCGAAGUCAGAAAACAAACCUUGCCUGCAGAGUGCGUAGACUCGGUCUUUAGGUUGGCUAUCAUAAAUGGUAAUAGACUGCUGUGUAAAAGUGCCGUGACACGAAAGUUCUUGCUAUUGCAGCGAGUGUUUCCGCACUCGUUAUCAGAUGUAUAAACUUGUAUCACGACAUGCGGAAGAAAUAAUUAGUGGGAGAGGGGAUAUGUUUUUCAGCACUCCUCGCUUAAGUGUGCCAUCGAUCACCACCUGUGCUGCCAACAAUUCCUCCUUUUCUCCUUUGCUGAUUUCGAUGUUUUUCAUCAAAAUCACCUGUUCCUGGUCAUGAUAAUAUUUCCCCACAGACUAGCACACCAGCUGGCCCAUCUUCGCUCGGUUCUCCAUCACCGACCGAUUGUAAUGGAGGGUGGUCAUCCGCUGAACCUGUCACAUGGAACUAACUGAGUCAGUCAUAAUGAGUGUUGUCACUAGAGCAAGUAGACUCCUAAGAGUACAUUUUAAACACAUCUGGCUUUUGGAUUAGGUCAGUUAUCUCCUGUCCGAUUUAUCCGAUCUAAUGUCUGCUCUAUCAUUUGCUUGUGUGCGCGUGUCUACGCUCGAUCGCAUAUAAACUUGACAGCAGAUGCAUGCGGUGGAAAUCCAUACAGUGUUCACCAUCCAACUAUUUACUGUCGGCGCCAUAUCUGUUCAGCACCAGGUGUGGGUGUGCGUCACCAGUGUCUGACCACAAUUAGUAGCAUGAUACCAAACCAAAUAUUCUGAGAAAAUCGGUCAUUGUCGGCCACUGUCAAUCAAGAAUCGCACAAGUGACCUAUCCAACGCACAAGGAAGCCGUUUCUCCAUUACUCCCCUUGUUACCCACUCGUUUGCUACCAUUACUUUAUUUAUUGCGUACCUGGUAAAAGUUUUGUCUGGGAAUGAUCAAGGAUGCUCUAUUAUGCUAUCAGGUCGGCUGGCCGGUCGCUGGUUAAGUAUCAUGACCGACGUCAUACUGUAAAGCGUUACAUUGAACUGAUGACGUGACCACCAAGCCAAAAACGCUCCCUUGGCUGAUGCGCUUCACUGAAAUGACGUGUUAUAAUAAUGCGCAGCGUAUUGACAUGACGUUUCAUAGGUGCCGAUUUAUCGACCAGAAUCCAAACUCUUAAGAAUGCUUACAACAGUGUCUUGUAACCAUGUAGUUGAGCUGGUGUAGGUCUCAUUACUAACAUUUCUCUUUCAACCAGCCUCAUGAAAUAGGCAUUUCUUUCCCACCCUUCAGUAUCCAGGCGAUUUGUUGUGCUUGCCUGAUUAGUGUGCACCUCAUCAAACUUUAAAAGUGUGUGGAACGGAUAGGAAGUCACUCAAACUCAAGGGAUGGUGAAUAACUUUGUUUUUCUAAGACUAGGUAACUCGACAAGGUAAGUGACUGCUCCACACCUUUUGCGUGGCACUCCAACAUGCCGCUGCCAUCCUCGGGUAUAUUUUAGUUAAUUUUAACCACCAAGCCUAUUAAUUAGGGUGUCAGGGAGAAAUAUAAUGUUACUUUAGAUGUCCUACUGAAAGCUUGCUACUAUUUGCUCAUUCGCGGUCUGCUUGUUACGGCCUUCCGGUUAAUGUACCAGAACGACUCAGGAAUCUAGUGAAACCGUGUUUACCAGUACAUUAUAUCACCACAGGCACAAAAGCUCCGCACCGUUUUAGGGAUUGAAAUUUAAGGACCUAUGUCUAUAAUUUUCGGUAGUAUUACUUCCGUCCUGUUUUCUGAAAUCAUAUUCCAAAAGACUACCGAUUAUCAUUUACGGUCUAGUCAAAAGCUCCUCCCAGCUAUCAAGGGAUUACGAAGCUUUGACGUCAAAGUCAUGAUCAGAGAUCGUAUGUAAUUAAUUGUACAUAAACUCGCCGUUUAAACCCUUUCCAUCUUUGCUAUACGUACUUGAAUUUACCGAAUACUGUGCAUUUUUAACCCCUCAGUGAUUUGGAAGAAAGGAAAGAGCUUUUAACCGCCGAUUUAGAGGCUGUUAAGAACGAUUUCGAACUUUCUCGUCUGGAACUUGCUGAGAUAAGAGCUGCGAAGGAACGGGUCGAGGAGGAAUUUUGCAAGUGUGCGGAUGACCUGGUGAGUUCGUGUCCGGGCAUCAUACACUUUCUUAUGAAACCGAGAUUGCAGAAACUAUCUGGCUAUUUUUCAACUUUUCAAAUUAAAGACGUACCAAAAAUUUGAAGGGUCAAAUGGUAGCAACAGUUGUAUCCACAUUGUCGUGUUUGCGAGGGUUAUGCAUCUAUCCACGUUCUAGUGUGCUCCACACAGCUGCUUGAGCCAGCUUCAAAGCUGAGGAUACAGGGGUUUUGUGCGAUCAAUUCUUAAGGUCGGAUUUUUGGCUAUUGCUAUCCAUUUGGCUUUUCAUUCACUACCACCAAAGACGCGUAGAAACUGUGUGAUUAGUUUGCGGCGGUUGUGUGGCCCAGUUAGCAAGUUGUAAAGAUCGUCCAUUUUGGGUUUGAUUUGGUGGUCACCACAAGACGUUACUUAUACGCCGUAAAGACGUUUGCGUUCUCUGAAAUGGCACUUGCGGCGUUUAGAAAUUUUUAGUCGUCUUUGUGUCGUCAGAAUAAAUUUGGUGGAAUAGCGUCGUUGGUAAGAUAAUUUUUGUCCAAUCCACCCCUCGCAAGCAUUCUUCUCUAACAUAGUUCCUCUCAACUGGCUAUGUAGUUGCGUGUUUGCCAUUGUUCUUCAGUAAAUUUGCCACUGACGUUAAUUGUUAAAUACCAUGUUUUGCAGGCAGAUGACCGAACGCUACGGAGUCGUUCGACCUUGCCUUUCGAAAUUCUUAUCUUUCCCACCGGCUGUGUCUUAGUGCUUCCCAUAAGCUUUGAAGGAAGAAACGUGUGUCCUGUAGGCAUUUGGCAUGUAUGCCGUCUAGUAGACCAGAUAGGGAAGACGACGAACAACCCUGUGGUACGUUAUUCACAGACAAACAGCCAAUGUGGCUUCCCAUCAUGGUUGGGUAGGAAGACCAACUGGAUUUUCACUUCAAUUGCUCGGGCAUGCGAAAUGGUGGUUGUUACCUCAAAGCCUACUUUCCUGUGUGUCAUUAGUUUUAAGUUUUCGUCGGAUGUGAUCUGUAGCUAGUUAGAAAAGAAAUUUUCCUUUACUGUAAUAUAAUUUCACUCUUCGGACAAUCAGGUAACAAAUACUAAGGCUCGGCUGUGACUUAUUUUUCCCCUACAUUGAGUCUCAGCCCACCAGUUAGUGUCAGUGUGUUUGAGGUAAAUGUCAGAAGCCCGCGAAAACUCCAUUUAAACGAUACAGGUCUGUAUGAAAAGCGGUUAAGUAGCAAAUAUUUACGGGCCGUUUUAGUGUACGAAAUUCAUAAGACCGGUAAUGACACAGGAGUGUUAGUGGUGGGAAAUUGACGAAACAGCAACGAACAACGCUCACUGCAUUUUCACGCAAUAUGUUCGGCAGUUGCACGAUGUACUAUAUUUGACAGCACAGGUAUUAGCUAAAAACCUAGACACGUGUUUCGUUGAUGUUCUGCUGCUGCAUGGUACGGUUGCGAGGGGUUUUCCUCAUCAGUGGGUCCAUCAGCGUUCCGGUUGUGCUUUCUGGUAGACACUCCAGUUUUGAAAUUACAGCCUUUUAAGUUCCUCGGGAAUUAAUCGCUAACUUGGAGUAAAUCGGUUUAUUUAAGAUCUAUAGAUUCAGAAUGGAAUAUUCAUGCCGAAUUUCAGUUUGAGUCUAUAAGUCUCAGGUAGACUGAUUUACUCCAAGUUCGCGAUUAAUUUCCGGGGAAAUUAAACUGUGCUGUUCAGCAGUACCAGUGUAAAUGUCAACAAAACGACCUACUGAAACCGAGAUAGUAGUACGCCGAUAGUCAUCAUUGUCUCAUUAUUAUGGGGUUUGGGAAUUCUAACAGGUCAGUGUACCGAGAGCCCUUACCGAUGGAUGCCGUUGUUGCUUAAGAUCUGAAACAGAAACCCCUAUAAUAACUGUUCAUUGGCUGUUUUAAGUUUUGCCUAAGGCGGAAUAAUCGAAAACGCACGUUCGCCGAACUUGACUUCUUCAAUGUUUGUAUGGGUGUCAUUGCAGAACUGAAAGUAAUAUUAUUUAUUAAAAAUGUGUUCAAUAGACUUUCGUAUUGUUGGAUUGACGGAGCAACGUUGAUAUAGUGCUCCUAAAGCUGCCGCGAAAUGACGGGUUAGCCACUGCGUACCACGGCUACUACUUAGCACUUCGUGUGGCAAGAGCGUGACUUAGUUUGUACAACUGCUCUUCACCAUGAUCCGCGAGCAAUCGCGUAAACCUCGGACGGAAACAAAUACAAGUCCUGGAAGAAAGUGCCAUUACUGAGGCGCAAUGGAGGAAAUUGCGGACGUCAACCGUUCAUAUUUGCAGCACAGGGACGGUUUCGGCGACGGCAAUGACUAGGUCAGACAUUUGUUUUCUGAAAAAAACAGUCUACACACAACAUAGUCAACGAUAAGGCUGACGCCAAUUCGUUCGAUACUGAGGUCCAACGAACCGGAGGCCGAAGAAUAUGCGAAAUGCAUGGGUGACUCGCAAAACUGACGAAAUCCAAAGAUACGCAGAUCGCAGUUCAACGAAGAACUUCGCGUAUGUUACAGCAGUUCAUGAUCCUCCACCAAUGGAAACCGCACAGCUGCUCGGCUCCGGUGCAGAAAUCUCAGCUUAUGGAACACUGAGUUAGGCGCUUCUUGGGUGUCCUAGAUCGACUAUUCGCCAUAUUCUACGAAACCACGAAGACUUCAUCAAGUGUAUACCAACGCAGACCUCGACCGUCCGCGGACCACGUAAAGACAAUCACAACUAUAUACCAGAUGUCUAGCAACGAAACACCGCGCGCUUACUCAAUUCCAACCGAAAUUCACAGAUGGCGGCCCUAAGAUCGUGAAAAAAACCAACCUCGUCUUUUUUAAAUGUAGAGAGAAGAACAAAUCCUUCAGAACUUCAAGGACACCAUCAUCGUCCACUUAUACAAACUCAUGUGGAACCGGCAACUUUGUGAUAACCACAGAGGCAUCUCCUCGAAAUUUCGAGCAGAUUUCUCUUAUUUUUGCACAGUCUCCCGACCACUAACCUGGAGAAUGAGUUCUUUCCUGAAAGUUAAGAUUCCCAGGGAACCGUGGAACUGUUGACAUGACCUUCGCUGCUCGUCAAAUACAAAAGAAAUGUAACGAACCCAAGAUCAGUGUCAUCAAAUAUUGCUUACCUGCGAGGCGCCAUUUCAAGAAACCAAGAUCAACGAUGAAAUUGUCAUCGGAUCCCCAAAGCCUAUUAAGCCUUGGACCAGCCAAAGCACUUAGUUCGGGUUCGCUCCAACGCGAAACUGAGGGUGUACGGAGUCGUUAUCUUGACAGCGCUCCUGUACGGGACGAAGGUAUGGAGUCUGUGAGAACCAGGGAAGGGGAUGCGAUCAUUUAAACCCCAAAUACCUUCAUUGAGUUAUGAAAGCGAAGUGGCAAGAAAGGAGUACAGACACUGAGAUUCUGGGAAGAACCGACAUUCUCAGUAUAUACGCCAUUCUCGAAGUUUAUGCAAUUGUUCUAGAUCAGGCACGAGAGGAUGGAUGACGUGCGCCUGUCCAAGUGAGUAUUUAGCAGAAAUUUUGCCACGGGUACUCUCGAAAGAAACUACCCAAGGGCACAAGGACAUCCGGAGGAUCUUAAGUGCAAACCAGAAGACCUGGGGAGGCCCUGCACAGACUCGAUGGGCUUGGCGCAUUGCCAUGCAACCGUGCGGAUUAGGCAAAUACACAACGAGAUGUCCACCAGCGUCGCUGCUGUGGACACCGCUUCUAUCUCGUUCGUCAGCAGUGCAGGCACGGUUCCAACCUCCCCUUCUCUGAAACGUACGUCUCACCUGUUCACCAUGUGGCAGGGCAUUUUGACAUCGAUUCGUCCAUAUGCAUCUCCACGAAAUUCCCAAAUGAAACGGCACAGUUCUGACUCCCUCAUCACAUUUCGCUCUCCACACAUACACUCUUAGGCAACAGACGGACCUACUCGGUCAUACACGUAUACACUACAGCCUCCAACAACACAUCCGUGCAAAAUGCUUGCGAUGCAGUCUGCCAACGUCGUGUACUAGAUUGUGCAAAUCUCACUUACGUGAUAGCUCUGCCAUUACGUUUGGUCUGACGUUACGAACUGGAGGACCAACACGUGUUUGGAGUACGAUAGAUAUCAAGUAUCGCACUUAAACUUAUUUCCAGUCGGCUUGACUUGGACAGUCAGCUAAUACCUGGAGCGGCAAGGGUAGGGUCGACACUGGGGAAUCCCUUCCAAUGGUAAAUCUGCGCGUUCCUCACAGCGUUAAAUCUGACGAGCCGUUAGUAUUAGCUUGACAUACUGCACGUACGUUGCGUCAUUAUUGUUUGAUUUGGAACGGUACAAUGUAAAGUAGCCUGAAAAAAUGGGGACUUUUUGUUUUCAGGGCAGUUUCGUUAGUCAACCAUUAUUAGCCCCCGCAGACCAUCUAUCUCCAGGUGUGCCUACGCCACAGCGGGACUGAAUGUGAUCGGCUCGCCGAUUGAUUUGACUGUCAUUCUGUGUUUCUUUACUCAACCACAGUCAUCCGCACAAUCGUUGUGACCCACCACGCCUACUUUAUCUACUUCGUACUUCAUUCCGUGGUGAAUGGCUGAAAACCUGCGUCAUUACGACUCGGUGCUCCACUUCAUUCUGGCAAAAACAAGGACCGAUUGAGACAUUUGCCCAACCUCAGAAGCCAACAGGCUAUUAACUUUUCCUUCUUUACACUGCCAGGAAGCCACCACGCGUCGACUUCGGAGGGUUGAACGGAAAUGGAAGGAAGAGGAGUUCCUACGCUCACAGCAUCAAUCAACAGAAUCAAAGUUGAAUGAACAGGCACGCACCAUUCUUUCGGCCGCUACCGUCUACCAGGACGAUGUACAACGCCUUCACGAGAAGCUCGAGCGUGUAGAUCUGCUGGAUCGCGAGAAUCGCGCGGUUAUCGAAUCGCUAUCCUCUACCUGGCUGUCACAACAGCUGCAGGAGCCGAUCGGCUUACUGCAGUCCGUAAGAUCCGAGAUGGACAGCCAGUUCCAGGAUUUAAGCAAAAAUUUUGGUAAGCUUCAGGUCAUUCUUCCCUCCCCCAAACCCAAGGUACAGCGUAGUUAUAUACUUGGCUGCAUCUUUUUAUUUAUCAUUUCAAUAGCAAUAUAAAUGUACAGGUUUGAGGAGAAUUUAUCAAAGCAGACGUAUGCUCGCCACAUUGCCAUUUGGAGCUUCAAGUCGCAUGUUUCUUAAUGGUGGCCGGGGGCAGGUUCUAUCGCCGUCUAAAACAAUAGAAUGUUUUUAGCGGUUUCCAGGGCUUACUGCGUGUGUGUUUCUUGGGAUGGUUGCAACCUGCCCCAAAGGCUCGGAAGGGUUACGAAAGAAGUAGGAAUUCACCAAUGUAGUCUGAUUGCAGGGUGAAAUGCGGUAUUUGGCUUUGCGCUGGAACUCCUAUUUUUAUUCCUUACGGACGGUAGCGUAAUCACUAGAAAUCAUUAUUUGAGAUGCAUUACGAAAAGGAGGGAGACUGUGUCAGUCCUUUGUGACAUUUGUCACUGUCGUCGGUCAAUCAGAAUGGUUGUUCCACUACUAAACUGGCAGAACGCCAACUUCCGAGGCCAAUUUGGAUUUGGGUUCGAAUUUCGUUCUUCCAGACUUGUGUUUUGAGUGUGGCUGGCCGACGACGGCUUAUGAGCUAGAAAUGAUAAUUGUAAAUCCUUUCGUCUUUAUUAGUAAUGACUCUAAUGUUAGAAAUUUGUUGUCCAUCAAGUUUAAUUUCUCCUUCAUGACUGAAUGAACAUAUGUAGGGGUUAGAAACACCCAUGCAGUCUUUUUCGAAUUCCAACCCUGUCGACUGCGUGUAACAACUGCAACACAUUCCCAUCAGAACUGUUGAGCGAAUCGAAAACUCACUCACACGGACGACGCAGUCAUUGACUUUUCUGCAAGUCAUAGGUAUCUCGUAGCUUAGCGAAAUGACCUCAGAUGCGGUUUUAAAUGUAGAAACUUAAUUGGACAUAGUUCUGCCAGCUUUAGGUCUUCCAUUAGCUUUUUUUCGUUUUCGAGUCUAGAGUCAGUGAUGCGUUGGUCUUUACCAUGACAUCUAGUACUAUCUUGCUACCUCGUCUAAUUCUUAGGUUCACUGUUCGUGAGCGGUGUAUCCAACUAACGUCACAUUAAGGAGCCGUUGCACGUUUGUUCCCCUUUCAAAUAAAAACCGAGUUAUCACUUCGGCUGGCGAUCUUACAUGUGCUGACUGUCACCGUGUCAUGGUGGUUUCAAGUCUGUCAGAUUGCUUAUAGUUAGGGGUGAGCCAAAUUGUCAUGUGGAGUGGUGCUUCACUCCACCAUCUCCGCCUACGUACUCACUAGUAGCUUGUCCAGGCCGCUUGUGCGAUGUCACUGUCUCAAGCCAUCAACUUGAGUCUUAGAUUGCAAACUGACAGUCAAAUCUGUACAUGCGCUGCAACCCAUCAAGUCCUUUCGUUUAGUACUAUUUUUAUAUUCAUGAGUUGAAGCUCCGCAACCGGGCGUUCUUGGCCGCUUGUAGGACCUGGCCGUAAAACAGCACUAAGGAAAGUCAGAACACGUAAGGGUUGUGACUCUUACCGCUCAUCCAAAUAGGGAGUACAACCCUCAGGCCCCUCCCCCGACCCUUUUACAGCUUGCUGUAAUCCCUUCUGAAAUAUCCCUGUUCCCGACAGCCACCCUUCGCCAGCACAUGGCUGCCGUGCAGGAGAGGAACCUCGAUGACCUUCGUCUCCUGUCUUCUACAAUCGCUGCCGGCUUCUCCACCUUCCUCGCGCAGGCUAGUGCUGGUGUCAACCAGUUGGCGACUGAUAAUGCCUCUGCUGCUGAAGUUCUUCGCUCGGACUGUGUUACGUCGACAACAACUGCGGUUCGAGAACUGGGUAGCGACUUGGAAGCCAGGCUGUCGGCUAUCCAGGAGCGCAUGCAUCAGGAGGUAUACUGUCACUUUGUUUUGAUCGAUACUCCAAUGUAUUCCUUUACAAAUUAGAAUUCCACCGCCUCAUACAUGACCCCACACUGCACUGUGGGCCUGCCUUACCUGUGUCUUUUCGUUCCCCAUCCCAUUUUUACUCCAGGCUGCUGUACAUUCCGAGAUGCUUUCCAAACUGGCGGCCACCACGGUGACUCUCCAGUCCUCUGCUCAAGCCUGGACCCGUCUGCUCGAAUUAGAGGCAGCGGAGACUGCUCAAAUAAAAGCUGAGCUUGCUUUGAGGCGGGAAAAAGAAGAUUCUGAGUCAGAUCGCAUCCUCUCCGCUCUCCACGUAAUUCUCACAAAUGAUCGUCAUGUGUUUAUGUGUUGGGCCUUCUCCAUAUUCACUUCUGUUCGAUGUCUUAUCCCUCCACAAUGUAGUUUCUAGUUGAUUUUCUUUAAACGCGACCGGUUUUUCAAUCGACAUCAGCUAUGCUCAUUUAGCAGUCAUAAGUCUCGAUUUAUCCCAGAGCGUCAUUUUUCAGCCUUUUUGUCAACCCGGACUCGAUGGGCGAGCAGUGCGCUCGUGAGAGUAGUUGUGAAAUAUCCGUUAUACAACUCAACAUACCUUCCUUGUCACAAAGUGGCGACCCUGGUCUAUGGAAUUACCAUCGUUGUUUUGAGGUUUUACAGUUACAUUUCGUUAAUUCCCUAACUACUUUGUUGACGGCAAAUUCUUUCCAUUGUUUUUGGGUCCCUUUGUGCCUUCUACUCCCCUCGCCUCUCCAGGACGUGGUUGUUCGGGUAAAGGGAUUGUCUGAAGCACGAACUGAAACACACAGCAUUGUAAGUCUCCUGUCUGCACACAAUUUGUUCCUUUAACCUGACUUUUGUUAGAGAUUUGAACAUUUUGUCUCGGACGUUGAGUACGAAAUCAUUCUGCUCGAGCCCCUGAGUAACAGACUAUGUAGCUUGCCCUUUCCAACUCUGGGAAAGUGUCUUCCUCCCCGGCUUUUCUCUAAAGGAUAACACCUUACAUCUCUAGAUGACCACUGAUGCCACGUGGGACACGUAGUAGGUGGGGUACCUCAUGAAACACUGACAUUUUGAAGUGUGAUUUCGGUUAGAAGGGAUUGCUUAGGCGGAGUUGUAUCAUACAGCAUAAUCACGAAAUAUUUCAGUAGGGGCUGCAUAUCGGCUGUUCAAAUAGCAUCGCAUCUAUCCGUCGAUUAAUGCUCUUUAUAAAAUCUACAACGUGGUCUGCAUAUAUUGCACAAUUUCAUGAGCUAUGAGUGACGCGUUCUUAAUAGCGUAAAGGAAUGUAUGGUUUUCCUUACGCAGAAAGUAAUACGGCCUGUAGUCUGGGAACAAGAAACGCAAGUGAAACGACAGGUCGGGUUUGAAAGCACCCGAAGUUAGAAGACCUUUUUGAAAGUAGAAGCUAUCCUUUCUUUGAGUAGAGAAUUUGUAGACGUAAUUUGCUACAAAAUUAGCAAAAAAGGAAUAUUUUUAGCCGAAAUUCCGAAAUGUGUCCGACUCGGACAAGUUACUUAGGCAGGGUUGUAAGGUUGAUUAUCGUGCAGCACAGUCCUAAGGUAUUUCAUUUACGCCAGAAUGUCCGCUUUUGGAUGAGCUUCUUUUCUGUCCUCUGGAAAAACUGAACUGUAAAAGUGACUACUUGAGCGUUAUGAAAUAUCGUAGACCAGAAACAUUAUACAUAACAGAAAAAGUCUCUUAACAGCGCAUCUUCAUGUGGUUAGGCUGAAAAGCAACCAUGUUUUCCCAACUUGCUUCUUUUUUUUAUCUCGCAAGUUCAUUCUGACCAAGUAGAUCUAUGAAGCGUACUCAGUAAGGAAUUUGGAAUUUUCGAAAUAAAAGGUCUCAGCAUUUAUUUUUCGAGUCGUGUCCAGCCUAACACUCGUACUCAUUAGACUUACAAUAGAUGCGCUAUCCCAUGGAAUUUUAACCGAAAUUUUGAAAUGCGUCUUCGACUGGAAGACAUUACUUAAAUAGGGUCGUUAGACUAACUGUCGCGCACCGUAUUCACAAAAUAUUUCAGUCACGCCAGGAUGCCGGCUUUUGAACGAGCUUCUUUUCGGCCGCUUGCAGAACCUGCACUCUCUAAAACGGCUGCUUAGGUAGAGUGAUUUUUUCCUGUUGAUUCCUGAUGCCCCCUACAUUCAAAUAUAUUUUAUAGAAAACAAGCGAAAAGAUGUCUUGUUCUCAGUUGGUAGGAAAUGACGCCUUAUUCACAUUUUAUACUUGAAGAGUGGGUAGUUUUUAGUUUUUGGAAACCUUUUCGCUCCCUGAAUACUUUUUUGCCCCACCGGCCGUUACACCUACAUUCAGAGUUUCUAGGCUACGUAAUGUAUACACUCCGUCAAAGCAAUAUCACAUUUCUGUAUGCCGUUAAAGAGACGUCAUAUAGCACUUACAAAAUUGUGCAAUGGACGCGAACCAGGUUGCAUACUUUAUAAGUAGCAUUAAUAAAAGUCCCGAUGCGAUGCUAUGUGAAUGGGCAUUUCAAGAUCUUAAAAAACCUCGCAACUGGAAACUUUUUUAAAACUAAAAGAUACCCUUAAGUAUAAAAUUUGAGGAAAACUUCGUUCGAUACCAAAUGGGCACAAGAAGGAAUAUUUUUGUGCAUGUUUUCUGUAAAACAUAAUUGAAUUUAUGAGGGCGUUGGAAAUCAAUGGUAAAUUUUCGUUCUGCUUAAGUAGCCGGCACUUUGGCGUGACUGAAAUCUUAGAAUUUUGCUGCACUAUAAUUGGCAACCCUAUUUGAGUAAUUUUUCCGAAUCGAAAACAUAUUUCAGAAUUUCGGUUAACAUUUCAUGAGAUAGCGUAUCUUCUUUGUAACGACAGCGGAAAUCAAUAUAAAUAUAUUCUAAUUAAGCAGUCAUUUUCAGCGGGUGGGAUUUUUGCUGGCAGCCAGAAAGAUUUGCAUUCAAAGGCCGGCAUCUUGGGAUUAUAGUGCAUGACCUCCAGUGUUAAAACCCCACCCAGGUAACGGUAGAGGGGCGCUCACGGAUCGCGUUAUGGAACAUACUCGACCCGUUAUGCCUCGUCAGGACAAAACAACGGGCCUGUGGCUCAAUAGUUAGAGCGCUGGACUCGUUGUCGACAAAACGCGGAGUGGAGUCUCAGGUGUUGCAAGACCUGGCGUUGGGCAUGGUUGACUGAUGACGGCUAAUAAGCCGGAAGUGGGGAUUCCAGUCUCCCUUGCCCUUGUCGGUAAUGUCAUCCUGUCCACCUAAGUAAUCCCUCUUAACGCACACCAUAUUUCGGAAUUCUGGUUGAUGUUUUAUGAGGUACGUGGCCCCCAGUAUAUCCCAAGUUAAUUCGUGCAUGGCAGCGCGUUUUAGUGGAAUAUUGUUCAGCCACGUGCAAGUUUCACCCAGGAAAAAUGACUACUUAAUACAAUUUUCACUGGUUUUUAACGAUUCUUUUAAUUUAUUCGUCUAUCAUAGAAAACAUAGUCGUACAAUUUUAUAUGAGAUAACAUGUUAAAGGGUAUUUUACUUUUUAAAAGGUUCUUAUCUGGGGAUUUUUAAGACGCCUACAUUAUCAUUCGUGCAGCCAAAUAUGGAGUCGGUAUAUUAAUCCUGCUUUCAAAUUAUGGAGUCUCUUAGGUGUUGCUAAACAAAACCCUUCACUCCCCUGUCGGGAUCAUAAUCAACCGUGUCUAGAGUUUAAUAUUCCCCAUUGGCACUGCAGCUCGAUGGCCGCCUGACUGCCCGGCUAUCCCGCCUUGGCGAUCUCGCUAACAAAGAGGGGAAUCUUCUCAAUGACGCUUCCUCUGAUAUCUCCACGUCUGUUUUCAAAGUGCAAGAUUCGAUUAAUCAGACCACCCAGGACAUCGUCGCCGAGCUAACUCAAUGUGCUUCCGGGGCUGGUGAGAAGCUCCGUUCACAGGCUGACCAAUUAAUGUCAGUGAGCGACCGGUUUGCCGCCUCCGCCGCUGACGCGGCCCAUCUCUGUGCAGAGAGUGGUCUGGGCGGCCAGCUCGCCCAGCAGUCCGAUGCCUGGCGAGAGCUGAGCAACGAUUAUCAACUCACAUCUCCCGAAAAGGAGACAUCUGUCUCCCAGCCGACCAAAAUCUUCACUGAUUUCACGGAAGACUUCAAGUACAGACUCAAAGUGAAUGAGACGAGAACGGGAGAAUCGCUGUCCGAGUUCGAAGACAGGAUAUCAUCCGCCCAUUCUAAGGUGAGCUUUGGGUUUUUCAAUAGAGGAGAAUGGCAAGUUUAAAUGCCGUCCGGAUUAGUAGUUAGGGACCGUAUGGAUGAUAAGUACAGCGUUUUAGGGAGUUUACGGAGCUGUCUAGGGAGUAAGUUGUUAUAACGAAUUAGCUUGUGGAACCUUGAGAAUAUGGUGCAGAGCUAACCUAGAAAUCUAGACUCUGAUGUGCCACGAAGCUCUCGAAUACCUUCAUAUACGACAAAUCAUGCCGAACAUUCGGUAGUUUCUUCAACCACGUGGCUGCCGGACAUCCUCCAGCAAUUAGUUGGCCUCAUUGAUAUGCUGAACAAUUACCCAUGACGCUAUUGCUUACUGACCAACCGGCACGAUGCGCAACUCUGGUCCAACAAUGUGUAGCCGGGAUGGCGGGAACCUUAGCAAGAAAGAUCCUGUGUUUACUCUAUCUGCGGGCUGCUCGGCGCUUCAACAGCUGACGGCUGAUUGUGCAGCCUUCGGCGGAGGGUAGAUGCGAAGUAAGCAGACCAUAAUACGUCCAGGCGUGACUGAGCACUAAUGUGGCAUCAUUCGUGCCCAUAAGAAAUUCACGAGCCACGCAGGGUUUGACUGUCGCGAACAACGAUGCCCAUGCGUAUGCCCCACAGCAUGACAGGCGCAGGGACGGUGACCUGAGUGUGAACUUGUCCAUAGUGACAGUGGAUUUGCGCAGAAUCCACCGCAAUCAUUUCUCCCUUAUCCGCUUGAGCCCGUUGUCCAAACAGAUUCAGGAAGACCGGAGGCGGGAUUGGACGCAGACCAGGCAACCCGUCUGCUCGUGCUACACGCCCAGCUCGCACACAGGGGACCAGGUUUUCACAGAAACGAGAGAGGCUGGGGUCACGACUGAGUGGGAGCGCCAUAGAGGCUACGUAAGGAACUAUUGCAGCCAGAAUCUCCGCCCUGAGAAUACUGAGGGCCUAUCUGUAUUAGCCUUCAGGCAACGGGAAAACCUUGUUUUUUUCACUCUCUUAGGAGUAUUCAAUCCCUGCAGACCAACCAUUUAUACUUAACGCAAUAGUCCGACCAGUACUCCAGUCAAUAAGGUACCUCCGUAGCAGCCUAUCUAUGCGUUUACUUUCAUGUACAGCUGUGGCAUUUUCAUGAGAAUUCAACCAAGCAUUCGAUUUUUAGUGACAAUUUUGUAUUUGCAGCAAAUCAUUUCUGAAUAGCUACCCAACUGAGACAAUUUCGAUCAAUUUGGGUUCCCGGGUGCUGUUAGGCCCCCGACGGUUAAGGUUUCCUCUUCAGCUAUGAAUUAAAGGAGACUUCGUUUACACUUACAACAGAUGAUCAAGUCGUGAAUAACUGUCAUACAACGGGGUAGUGCCAGAUCAACAAAACCUGAUUAUUCUUUGUAGAACAUGGGGUGAGAAUCAGCUCAGAUUGCUUGGGCAGGAACUAUUUGCACUCCCCUGACUUUUUAUGCUCUUGUAUUUCGGGGCAUUUUUUUAUGUAACCAUUCCAUCGUUUUACAGCUUUCUCAGAUGGAUACCAUAAGCACCACGUUGCCAGAACUCGCAGAAAGACUCUCACACCACCUUAUGGAGACUAUUCGCGACUAUUGUCCCAGUGGGAUGACGCCUAUGCGCCGUGACGGAGAAAAGGAACUGGUAUAUCCCACUAGUCUGGCCAAAACGGCCCCCCACCCACGUCUUUUGACAGAGUUUCGUCGGGUCCAGGGAUACACUGACUGCAGUCCGUUGGUGGCCACUCCAUCGCCUCGACUCCGUCCCUCCGGUCGUUUGUCGCCCUUGGGCGACGUGACCAACUACGUAACCCCUCCCCGCUGUGUCCGCCUGUCUACUAGUGGUGGCUAUCUCAAGGGCCAGCCGGUCUCACCAAUCGAAGAGGAUGGUGAUGAGGCAGCGUCGACGGCGGCCUCUGCCCCAACGGAUGAAACUGCUUCACGGGACGGUCAGAGCAGUGGUGUGGUGAGUCUGGGCUAGCUGACUGUGACAGCUUGGAAGAUGUUCGUUUGCUGCUUUGCUUAGUAAACCAGUUCCGGCUCGAGAAAAGAGUCGCAGAGCUUUGUGAAUGUCCCAUUGCAUGGCAUAACUUAACAUGGGUGGCUGCUGCUUUAACGCCAGCACCAUGGAUAUACUUACACUGUCAGUGAUUUAAUUAUAUUUUGACCACGUUGAUGAGGAUUACGAAUUGGCCUUUUGACCCAGCUGUGCGCGAGCUACGAGCACUUCCAAAUAACGCAAUCUACUGAAGCUACCCUACGUCCCAUAUCACUGCCCUACUAGAGAUUUUUUCCUUGGCUCUCACGUAGUCUGUCUGAAUCCCAAGUCGUCCAUAACCAUUCUUGGACAUUAAAUUGAUGCUACUGAGCUACUCACCAGCAGCUGGCUACUAGAACUUACAGUGUGUAUUGUCACCACAUUGGUGCGUGCAGAAUAGUAAUUAACAGCAGGUAGCUAGUUGGGACCACUGACCAUCUCCAUUGCUUGCUCCUAUUUCACACUUAAUUUAGUUUUUCAACCAUCCAGCUAAUUUCCGAGGACUAGUGCAUGCUGUGGGCAACUAAUAUCCUACUUGGUAAUAAAGUUGCCGUUUAUUUUGCUCACUCUACUCUUCUCUGUAUCCUUCCAAGGGGACUAUCUCGCCAGAAUCCGUCCGAGUGCCUGUAAGUUUUUACUGUCCUCUAACGAGUCCUCCCUUGUUUAACGAAUUCGUCAGCGACUGCCCUCUAAAGCUAAAACCUAAUGCUCUUUGAGACUUGCCUUCUUCAUAUUUCCCAUCUUGGUUCAGGGUAUUUUUCCAGCUCUUAUCGUCAUCUAGAGUAGGUGGCAUGUCUAUUGAACUGCUAACUGAAAUUCGAGAGUGUUUUCGAUUAGAAGGGAUAACUUGCAUGGGGUUGUAAUAUUGCUUGGUAUGCAAUACAACCCCAGACUUCUUCAGUUACAUCAGAAUUUCGGCUUUCUAGUGCACUUCUGUCCAGCCGCCUGCAAAACCUAUCCACUAAAAAUGGCUACUUAGGUAGUGUGUGUUUUUACUGACUUUCUUCGCCUCUAUAAGUUCAAUUACAUUUCUCAUAGUCAUUUAGUAGAAAACCGCGUCUUCAAUUUUUUUACCCAAAGAAGGGAUAGUUUUGGCUCUAAAACGUUUUUCAACUCGUAAAUAUGUUUCAACCCGACAUGUCUACAAGUUGCAUACGUACUGCGUGUGGAAAGUCAUGCACUCCUCCAUGCUACUGAGACGACACCAUGUACGGCUUAUAAAACUUUGCAGCGAGUAUUGGCCAUUGAUAAACAGACAUACGGUGCUGUUUAGUUGGACAUUUAACAGUCUUUUAAUUCUUACAAGUGCAAACUUUUUAGAGAUCACAACAACCGUUUCUUGUAGUACAACGUUUGAAGACGUGAUUUGCUCCCAACUGAUUGCAGGAAAGGAUUCUCUUGUGCGUGUUUUCUAUUAAAUGUGUUUGAAUUUAUAAGGUCAUAAGCAAUUAAUGGGGUGAUGCAUAGUACAUAAGUGGCCACAUUGUGACAAGUGGGCCAUUUAUAGGUGGCCGGAAAGAAGUGCAUUCACAAGUCGACAUGCUGGCGUGACUGAAAUACUCUGGGGUUAUGUUGAGUGAUAGCCAACUUUGCAAACCCACAUAAUCAAAAUCAUACCUUUGGGUUUCGGUUAACGUUUCUUAAGAACCCCUCCUACUGCAGAUGUGUCCAGCGUUGUCUGACGCGUGACGCAACUGCAUAGCGUCGACCCGAAAGAGGUAAGAAGCAUCGGCGAUACGAGGAAGCAUGCAAGUUAUACGUCAUAUGAUAGGAAUGUCCUUAGCAAGGCCCGAUACGUUAAAGGAGGACAAUAUGUGACGGGAGUGAGGAUGAAGGCAAUAGCAUGUUACUAACCGUGUCCACCAUUAUGAGAGAACAUUAUCGCUGUUCGGCAAUAAGCCAUCUCUGUGCGCGGCGGCUGUCUAAAUUGACGUUGGCUGUACUAAUGCCUCCCCUUGCUGUCGUGGAUUCAAAUCCCACCGAGGCGCCCAGUUUUUUCACAGUUGGGUCAAGGGAAAUUAUUUGAAAUCUUCCAGAACACCUCUGAAAGAUAAUGGGGUCAACUUCCGCAUUACCCCCUAUUGCAGUGAUAACUACGACUCUUCUGGCGGACGCUUGUUGAGAUCACCUCACAACGGGAAGACCAUGCAUUGCCUGCAUGGCUUCCAGUCGAUGACCGCUAAGCCAGUGGCACCUUGCCAAUAUCCCUGUCUUUUCUGCCUACGCGCCAAAUCAGCUGACGACCAUUGCGGUGAGAGCUUCCUACCCGUAGACACAAGAACUGGUUGAAAUGUUACCUUAUCGUAAUCUGGGUUGGUCGACUAGGCCGGGCGACUUGUUUAUCGCUUUAGGCCGAGCUUUGCUGACCCGAACCCUCUAAUUAUCAUCAACACGUGCUAUCAGCAUUGUCGCAAACACCUCCUGACUUGAUAUUCGAACAGUGGUCACACGGCCAACCAGCUUGACUAAAUUCUCGUCAGUUCAAGGUCCCCUAGUUCGGUUCGUCAAAGCAGGUCGAUGUGUGAUGCCGGAAAUGGCAACGCCUGCCAGACAGACCAUGUUCUCCUUCUCUCACGACUUAAGUUUCGCUUCUCAUUCGUGGUCAAUCGCUAUCGUGCAAGACGCCUUGAUGUUAUAAACAGCCAAGGCUCUGAACACAGAAAUCGGGUCUCUCAUUGUACCCCGAGUUGAAGAAAGGGCAGUAGCAAAUGACCGCAGCAAGUCCCAAUCCCUAAGAGUACCUGAGUGCAUUUUCAAGUUAACUCAACGACGUCUAUUAAACCGAAUGGGCUUCAGAACACCAGUUGUACGUCCGAGCAAGACUUCGCAACAAUGAUUCCUUCCGCCAACUUCGGAAAAUGACAACAAAGCCGAAUAGAUGUGAUCGUAGGAACUAGGAGUCUAAUUUGCGAGUUGUAUUUGGCAGUCUGUCAGGACGCCCGGACAUUUUUGGCUGCUUUUGAAAUCUUUGACGCGAAUGAGUUUACGUUGGGGACACAUUUGGGGCUUCGGCGAUCCACUUGCGAAGAUGCCCAUCAAAAACGCAGUGGGCCUCACUCCGCAGUUACCGUCCUGAAGUCCUCAAUCUUUCUGUUAGCCUGUUGUGUGCAGGUGUGUACCAUACUGUUUGAAUUCUUAGCCAGUUAAUUCUGUGGCCAUUUAACGUGCAGUAUGUAUUUUAAACAUGAGCCAUCUGUGGACCCCUUGUUCAAUGCUUUAGUCAUUUUGCAUGACCUACGCUCUGCUGACAUCGCGUGCAAGUCAAUACUUGACUUCAGACAAUAUUGUCCAACGUCCUAUUCGUUUGCCAUUUCAGUCUCCCUCACUUGUCAGUCACCCGUCUGCACACGAAGGCCUCGUCUCUAACCGCAGUCCGCCGUAG